CCUAAAAAUUAAAAAAGAAAAAAGAAAAGAAAGAAAAAGGAAAAGGAAAAAGCUUCUCAGGUGGCAUUUUGUGGAGAUCCAGAACGUUUGUUUCCCAAGCCAAAGCAUGCAGUUUCCAGUGACACUGACCCAGCUGAAUAGAACUUCAGAGUGGUUUCCUGAACUACUGUCGUAUGAGGCCCCCGGGGGCAGGAAAGGUUCUCACAGACACAGCUGGCACCCUGCCUCCCCAGCGGGGCCCAGGGCUCCAGGAGCCUCUCCAUGUGAACCUGAGGGGACCUGCCGCACCUCCCCACGUCUGCCCAGAGAUUCGCAAGAGCUUAUAACCUGCCUGCAGACAAAAGCUUGGCCACAGGUGGUGAAGAGGGGACCGCAGACAGGAGACACCCAGGUAAGGCUCCUCUGUGGAUGUCCGGGGAAAAGAAGGAGGGUGAUGGCUCUUGGUAGAGGAUGAAAAAGAUGGAUGCAGGGCCUCAGCCAGAGCAGAGCCUGAGCAGCGCGAGCAGUCAAUAAAUGCGCUGGUCCCCCCUGAGCGCUGCCCUCCCUCGUCUCCCCUGCUUCCAGUUCCGCCUGGACACUGCCUACAUCAAAUCCAGAUGUCAGGGGACAUCAACAAAUGGCAAUGAGAAGAUAGACAGUAAUAGUAAGCCCUGACCAAGUGGAAUAAUUGUCGUAGAGAUGGAGGAAAUGAGCAGGAAACAGAGGAAGAGACGGGGAUGACGUUAGAACAAGUGGAACAGCUGAGGAAACGGUUAUGCUGGUCAGAGGAGCUUUCUGGAGAUGCUGGAAAGACAGGAGGAGGAGGAGACAGCAGCCACUGCCUUAGCACUUAGGAUUCAUCUGAAGUCUUGGUAGGAAUUACACGGGUAAUGUGAUGGGGGUGAAAGCAUCUUCCAGGGCAUGGAGAUCUGAAUGCAGAGUCACCGUUGAAGCAGAAAAAAUUGCAAAGACUUGUGGAUGCGCUGAUAGGUAUAGAUUAUCAGGGGAAUAAGAGCCGUGUGGGCGGCAUCUCUGCAGAGACAGGGAAGGAGGAGCAGGCAGCGGGUGGUUCCUCAUGCUUCCUAAGGAACACUCAGCAGCCCUGAGCCAGUCUUUGGACAGAGCUGAGAUCAAACCAGGUGAAGGGAACGAUGGAUUCUAAUGUUGCUGUUCUCUCUGAGCAACGACCCCAGGCAUGAAGCUACGUUCCUCUGCCUCGUCCGAGGGGACUAACAGCACCCAAGAGCCCUUCUCCUUCCUCCUCACGGGCAUCCCUGGGUUCGAGAGCGCCCACGUCUGGAUCUCCAUCCCCUUCUGCUGCCUCUACGCCAUCUCCAUGGUGGGAAACGCCAGCAUCCUCGUGGUCAUCCGCACAGAGCCAGCCCUCCGCCAGCCCAUGUACCUGUUCCUCUCCAUGCUGGCCCUGACCGACCUGGGGCUCACCCUCACCACUCUGCCCACGGUCAUGCCGCUCCUCUGGUUCAACGCUCAGGAAAUUGGCUUUGAAGCUUGCUUUGCGCAGGUAUUUUUUAUUCAUACCUUCUCCUUUAUGGAAUCUUCAGUCCUGCUGGCCAUGUCCUUUGACCGCUACGUGGCCAUCUGCCGCCCCCUGCAUUAUGCCACCAUCCUCACCAGCCAAGUCAUUGGCGGGAUUGGAUCAGCCAUCCUUUGCCGCUCUGUCCUGGCUGUCCUUCCCUCCCUUCUCCUCCUCAAGCGCCUGCCCUUCUGCCGCUCCCACCUUCUGUCCCACUCCUACUGCCUCCACCAGGAUAUGAUUCGCCUGGUCUGUGCGGACAUCCGGGUCAACAGCUGGUAUGGGUUUGCUGUGGCCUUGCUCAUCAUUGUGAUGGACCCUCUGCUCAUCGUGCUCUCCUACACACUCAUCCUGAGAAGCAUCCUGGGCACAGCCUCCUGGACAGAGCGGCUCCGGGCUCUCAAUAACUGUCUGUCCCACGUGCUGGCCGUUCUGGUGCUCUAUGUUCCCAUGGUUGGGGUAUCUGUGACUCAUCGAUUUGCCAAGCAUGCCUCUCCACUGGUCCACGUUAUCAUGGCCAACGUCUACCUCUUGGCCCCUCCUGUGAUGAACCCCAUCAUUUACAGUGUGAAGACAAAGCAGAUCCGCCAGGGAAUUAUGCACCUGUUUUCCCAAAGAAAUAUGCUUUUAAGAUAAAGAAAUGUGUUAAAUUACUCAGAAAUCACCAGUAUAGAUUUAUAGAGUAAGUAUAGUCAGACUUGGGCAAUGGGGACCCCAAAUACAAGCCCAUCAUAUUUUUAGAUUGUGUGACAUUUUGUGGUUUAUAGCAGAUUUCUGUCUGGGAGGAGCUAGCAGCAAAUAGUCCAUCCAAAAGAGCUGUGAGUCCAAACUGAUUAAAUUCUAGCACAUUUAUUGUCCAGUGGGAUAGGCUUCAUUGAUUGAGUAAAAGUGUAAGUGUUCUCUCACUUUCUGGUUAUUUGUCUCUCUCUUGGGUUUGGUUCAGUAAAUUUGAAUGAAACCCUUCGUUGUUGCGCCCACCUCCCGUUCUCCUCACCGCUCCACUGAGACCUUCAGAUAAACUCUGUUGCCCUGAAUAAUAUGAUGGGUCGCUGUGUUCUGCGUUUCUCUUGCAAAAGGAUAUGGACUCUUUGAGGGAAGAUGGGUAUUGUUUCCGUGUCUCAGCUCUCCUGCCGAGCUCACCCAGGCCACGUGACGUACACCAGCAUAAUUUCAGCACACCCAGUGAACACAUGCAAAGAGCAGAAAGAUUGGGGGUGGGGUGCUGAGAGCCCCCUAAAGCUAACCUAAGGCUGCUGCCUCAUUACAGGCCUUAGAAUUUAGCAUGUAAAUUUCAAGUGUGUCCGCAGAUAACAUUUGUGGGAACAUACGAUCAUUUUUAUGACCACAACCCACUUUUUUGUUUGGGUUGCUUUUUAACCUGAAAUUCUUACUGUGGUUCAGAUUCUUAGGAGCAGGUUGCCGUUGGCAUCAAGGGCUUUGUACUAGAAGAUGUUCUGACAGUAAGGGAUGGCCUUGAUGAUAUGAAUAUUAUUUUGUGGACACCAACAAGGCUCUCAGAAAUAUCCUUCUGAAGGGCAGCCACCGUGUCGGUCACAGCUUCUGAAUCCUGAACUCACACUGCAGGUGGCCAGUACCA
This is a messenger RNA of Sus scrofa (pig), 3110 nucleotides long. NCBI's taxonomy places the organism in Eukaryota, Metazoa, Chordata, Mammalia, Artiodactyla, Suidae. The record is from RefSeq and is a predicted model, not a curated record.